Molecule: messenger RNA, 639 nt
Organism: Didymodactylos carnosus
Lineage: Eukaryota; Metazoa; Rotifera; Eurotatoria; Philodinida; Philodinidae
Source: the annotation of a GenBank genome assembly
AUGAGAUCAUGGGGCAGUAUUCGAUUUCCACAUCCAUUCGGUAGGUUGCCAAGUGUGAGAGAAAUACGACAAAUUGCUAUAGCGGCUGACACAGAAAUGAAAGGUCAACAAGGACAAACGCAGAAUUAUCCUAGUUAUGCAAACAAAAAUGCAGUUGAAAGAGAUUUGAACAAAGUAUACAGUAAUGAACAUAAUCAAAUGAACAGAGAAGGACAGAAUAAACGUACAAAUGAAUUCAGUGAUGAAGAAGUCAUGCAAAUAGACGGCGAAAGAUAUGAUGCAUCAAAUCAUACCACUCCAAAGCGUUAUCGAAAUGAUUCGAGAGGAUUUGGACAGUCACGAGGCGGACAGCAAUGUAUGCAACAACGACCACUACAGCAGCAACAACAGAAUAAUCGAGCUCAACAAAAACAGAGUCAGCAGUAUCAGUCAAAACCAUCAAAUGAACGAAACCUUAAUCCUCAAAGUGACGCACGUUUUGUACAGCCGUCACUGGCGCGUACGGACAACGUUGCCGACCAAAGAGAAAGACAGGACCAUGGAAACAAUGCUCAAUUUGAAAUUUCAACACAAGUUAUAAAAUUUGCUGUAGAACAACAAUAUGUUCCUAUCAAGCCCGUUUGUCAACCUAAAGUUUAA